Messenger RNA from Macadamia integrifolia, 1242 nucleotides. RefSeq lists its product as uncharacterized. The record is from RefSeq and is a predicted model, not a curated record. The transcript is spliced from 2 exons. Lineage: Eukaryota; Viridiplantae; Streptophyta; Magnoliopsida; Proteales; Proteaceae. The coding region runs from base 257 to 994 and encodes 245 amino acids.
CUUCCGCUCUUGUGUGCAUUUUGAAAAUAAAAAGGGUUUUCAAUGACGGUGUGAUCCGUAUAUAUAUAUAUAUAUAUAUAUUACUUGCUUCCUCUACCAAGAGAAACAUAAUCUACUCUGCUUUGUAUCCAACUUUCCUGCAUCAAUAUUCUCCAUGCCUCCACCGUUCUUUGAGGUCUAAAACAGUCUAAAAGUCUAGGCAACCCAUCAACACAAAAUCCUUUCUUCAGAAAGUCUUGAGAUAACAUUACUUACCAUGACCAACAACAGAUCAACCUCUCCUACUCUCCUUGGAGAGGACAAAGAGAUCCUCCAUUUCAGUCACCCACAUACCCUAACACAAAUCCACCAUCCCUAUCUCUUCACGUGCAUGGGUUGCAAAGAAUUCGGUGCAGGCAACAUGUUCAAAUGUCUUGAAUGUGAUUUUGAUCUUCAUGACUUCUGUGCCUUGGCUCCUCCAUCUCUCAAGACCCACUCACUCCACAGUCAACACCCCCUCGUCUUCCACACUAAAUCAGGUGGGUAUCCGCGAUUGAGCUGUGAUGUGUGUGGGAAGACCCCAAAAGGAUAUGCCUUCCGUUGUAGCACUUGUAACUUUGUGAUGCAUCCAUGUUGUGCUCAGCUUUCCUGGGAAAUGAACCUUCCGGUGCAUCCACACACCCUAAAAAUUUUAUCAUCAAUGAUGUCGACGAGUGGAGACUCAGAUUUGAUUUGUGAUUACUGUAACAAGAAGAGUUCAGGAUUGGUUUAUUGUUGUAAGAUUUGUUCAUAUCAUCUUCAUGCAGUUUGUGCUAAGAACAUAGUUAAUGGGCUCUAUGCCAAUGGCAUCAAGGCCCCUGAUAAGCCUAGCAAGUUUGGGCGAGCGGUUGGUGUUGCAUCUCAUGUGCUAGUUGGGUUUAUUGGAGGGCUGCUUGAAGGGAUAGGAGAAGGGGUUGGACAAGCUUUGUUUGAUAGUGUUGUGACAAAAGAAGUUCCCCCAACAGAAGAUGAAUAAUGACAUAAACAUGCGAAUUUCCUAGAACCAAGCUGGAUGGACAGUCUUUUAAUCCCCUAGCUCCCUCCCCUCCACCUACUCUAAAAACCCAAAACAGAGAGAGAGAUUAUGAAAGAUGUGUGGUCAGUUGUGAAUCUGUUACUGUGUUUGUAAAGGGUUUGAGUGCUAUGGAUUUCUUUGUAAAUGAAUUGUGAUAUACUGCAUGAUCAUAUUGUAUUUAUUGAGGACUAGUUUUCUCUUGAUGCAUA